AUGUUAGCUCCGGCGGCCGCCACUGAGUCGCCGUCAUCACCGAGCGGCGCGAGGAAGGCCGAGGAAGACGACCGCCGUCCAUCGUGGCGUCUCAAGGUGGACGACAACGACAAGAACAGGUUCUGCCUGGAGGACGUACGAGGCAAGGAGCUCGCACCCAACGACCUCCACAACAACAACAACAACAAGAACGAGGAUGAGGGUGCAGAGCUACGCAGCGGCGGAGGGACAGGACAGAGCCGCGAGGGCUCGCAGGCCGCCAUCCAGCGGCGCAAGAAGCCAAAGCGUCGCAGCACCGGCGUCGUACACGUCGAUAUGGACGAAAUUGACCCUGAGAAAAGGGCUCAAAAACAGCAGCAGCAACAGCAACAAGAAGAGCACGAAGACCAUGGCCCGGAGUCUCUGGAUAACGGCGAAACUAGCGUGAGCGGUGAGCGGGCGGGUGAGAGUGCGGCCAGCAAGACAGGCUCGACAGCCUCCCUCGCGUCCCGGUCGUCGUCAGGUCCAGCGGACGGCGAGAUCAACUACAAGAAGAACUCGACCAAACUGGCGACCGCGGAGGCUGACCGGCGGGAGAAGCGCGCCCUCGAGAGGAAGCUCGCAGAGAUGGAGGAGGAGCUCAGGCAGCUGCAGAAGCUGAGGGCUGAGAAUGAGAAGCUGAGGGCUGAGAACCGCGCCCUCACGAGGGUUGUGUCCAAACUCACCAGCACCGCCGCCCUCGCCGUCCACGCUGCUAAAUGA
Messenger RNA from Hyalella azteca, 741 nucleotides. Its product is annotated as protein phosphatase 1 regulatory subunit 12B. Lineage: Eukaryota; Metazoa; Arthropoda; Malacostraca; Amphipoda; Hyalellidae. The record is from RefSeq and is a predicted model, not a curated record. The coding region runs from base 1 to 741 and encodes 246 amino acids. Gene Ontology annotation, molecular function: protein kinase binding. The transcript has 8 exons.